Tachysurus fulvidraco (yellow catfish) is the source of this 1296-nucleotide messenger RNA. RefSeq names its product growth hormone releasing hormone (gene ghrh). Bases 658 to 1152 code for a protein of 164 amino acids. Gene Ontology annotation, cellular component: terminal bouton; perikaryon; extracellular region. Lineage: Eukaryota; Metazoa; Chordata; Actinopteri; Siluriformes; Bagridae. The record is from RefSeq and is a predicted model, not a curated record. The transcript has 6 exons. Gene Ontology annotation, molecular function: neuropeptide hormone activity; growth hormone-releasing hormone receptor binding; peptide hormone receptor binding. Gene Ontology annotation, biological process: positive regulation of multicellular organism growth; growth hormone secretion; positive regulation of growth hormone secretion.
UCCUGCCUUGAUGCCUGAUGACGCCUGAGAUAGGAACAGCCUCCCCGUUACCCGAGAAGUUCGGAAAAAAGGUAGAAAAUGAAUGAGUGAAUGAACAUUCAACAAGGGUGCCAAUAAUUAUGGACAUGCCUGUGGAUCAACUGUGUCAAACUGGAUCAAACUUGUGUAAGACAACACAUCAAAUGUAAGUCCUUCAUGAGAGUCUGAUGCUGUAGGAGGUGAAAGCAGCUAGCAGUUUAAUCUCUUAAUUAGAGAGAGAGGGAACAAGAGAAAGAGAGAGAAGGAGAGAGGGAGGGAAAGAGAGAGGGGGGAAUGAGAGUGUGUGUGAGAGAGAGAGAGAGAGAGAGAGAGAGAGAGAGAGAGAGAAUGAGUAAAUUACAUUCAGAAAUUAAGUGGCCUCUUGGAGCAGUAGGUCUUUCAGGAAUAGCCAUCACAUAGAGGAGCACUUGGAGUCUGUUGCUGGUGAUUCUCCUGCACUCGUCCACUGCUCUUAACAUCAGCGGAGAGAAGAGAAGGCAGUGAUGAGGAUGACACGCUGCCGUGAUCACAAGUAACCCAACCACCUCACUGCUCCUUCAUUCACAUCCAAACCUGCAGGACUGAGCACUCAGGAUCCACUCUUACACUCAUCCUCCAGCUUUGUCCAAUUUGGUCAGAAUGAUGGAGCGAGCUGUCGUGUUGGUGCUGUGCUGGACGCUGAUGCUCGGACUGUGUACGCCGCUCUACCCUUCACUAAGGUUUGGUCAGAGAGCCACUGCGAUACUGAUGAGCUCCUCAUUGGAGGACCCACUGCAGCCUCCGACAGACUACAGAUCCGCCCGGAGUCAGCACGUCGAGUUCAGGUCUGGGAGACACGCGGACGCCAUCUUUACUAACAGCUACCGCAAGGUUCUUGGUCAAAUAUCUGCUAGAAAAUUCCUCCAGACUGUUACAGGAAAAGGGUCCAGAAGCAGGCCAGAAUCUGAACCCUAUGUAAAACGGCAGGCUGGAAUUUUUGAGGACACGUACAAGCAGGACCUGAUGUCCUUCGAGAGGGAACGCAGCUACAGGAAGCAGCAGAGAGGACGUCGAGGCUUUAGUCUUCAGUGCAGUGGCUGUGAUUGUGGUGUGCUGAUGAACAGGAAAUGUCCAGAGAAUCGACACAGAAAAUAAGAAAAGAAAAUAAUGUCUUGCUUUCUUUUGGUUUGCCAAUAAAAUGGAUUAUGCAAAAAAAAAUAAAAAAUUAAAUCAGAACAGCUGAGACAAACUGUUCUAAUGCUUUAUAUCAUUCUAAUAAAUGCUAACUAAUACAGGAGG